This is a messenger RNA of Zea mays, 1508 nucleotides long. RefSeq names its product lactate dehydrogenase1. Gene Ontology annotation, cellular component: cytoplasm. Gene Ontology annotation, molecular function: L-lactate dehydrogenase (NAD+) activity. Lineage: Eukaryota; Viridiplantae; Streptophyta; Magnoliopsida; Poales; Poaceae. Gene Ontology annotation, biological process: lactate metabolic process; pyruvate metabolic process. The record is from RefSeq and is marked validated.
ACGAGUCGAGUAGCCAUUGCCCAUUGCCAUUCCUUCCUUCCUCCACAGAGAAAUCCGAUCCGCGGAGAUUUGACCCAACCAGAUCAUAUCACACACGUAAUCCCAUCCCAUUCCGCCCGCAACAGCAGCACCACCGGUGGGAAGAAGAAGAUGAAGAAGGCCACUUCGCUCUCCGAGCUGGGCUUCGACGCCGGCGACGCGUCGUCGGGCUUCUUCCGCCCUGUGUCCGGCGACUCGUCGACGCCGACGUCGCAGCACCACCGGCGGAGGCUGACCAAGGUGUCGGUCAUCGGCGCGGGCAACGUGGGGAUGGCCAUCGCGCAGACCAUCCUCACGCGCGACCUGGCCGACGAGAUCGCGCUGGUGGACGCGGUCCCGGACAAGCUCCGCGGGGAGAUGCUGGACCUGCAGCACGCGGCGGCGUUCCUGCCGCGCACGCGCCUCGUGUCCGGCACCGACAUGUCCGUGACCAGGGGCUCGGACCUGGUCAUCGUGACGGCCGGGGCGCGGCAGAUCCAGGGCGAGACGAGGCUCGACCUGCUCCAGCGGAACGUGGCGCUGUUCCGCAAGAUCGUGCCGCCGCUGGCGGAGCAGUCCCACGACGCGCUGCUGCUCGUCGUGUCCAACCCCGUGGACGUGCUCACCUACGUCGCCUGGAAGCUUUCGGGCUUCCCGGCCAGCCGCGUCAUCGGAUCCGGCACCAACCUCGACUCGUCCAGGUUCAGGUUCCUUCUCGCCGAGCACCUCGACGUCAACGCCCAGGACGUACAGGCGUACAUGGUCGGCGAGCACGGCGACAGCUCGGUGGCGGUGUGGUCGAGCGUGAGCGUGGCGGGGAUGCCGGUGCUCAAGUCGCUGCAGGAGAGCCACCGCUGCUUCGACGAGGAGGCGCUGGAGGGCAUCCGCCGCGCCGUCGUCGACAGCGCCUACGAGGUCAUCAGCCUCAAGGGCUACACCUCCUGGGCCAUCGGCUACUCCGUCGCCAGCCUCGCCGCGUCGCUGCUCCGGGACCAGCGCCGCAUCCACCCGGUCUCCGUCCUCGCCAGGGGGUUCCACGGCAUCCCCGACGGGAACGACGUCUUCCUCAGCCUGCCCGCCAGGCUCGGCCGCGCCGGCGUCCAGGGCGUCGCCGAGAUGGAGCUCACCGAGGAGGAGGCCAAACGACUGCGCCGCUCCGCCAAGACCAUCUGGGAGAACUGCCAGCUCCUCGGCCUCUGAUGAUCACAUCACCGUCUCUCUUCAUUAAUUAAUUAUUGCAUCAAUUUCCACAACCUAGCAGCAGCAUCCGGUACCCGUGUUCAAUAAAAACAAACCGCUACAAUGUGUGCUUUCUAGCUGCAUUAAGCUGCUUACUACGAGUAUUUGGGCUGUGGCUUUCUUUUUCAUGUAUCUCACCAAAUCGUUAUUGUUGUGAGAGCUAUACUACACGGUGGUAUCAAGAGUAUCACAAUGCCCAACAGGCGAUGGAUUGAGCUUUCCUAAUUUUUUCAUGAUAAAUUAAGUUCUAC